AGUGCCUCUGGCACCGCGAUGCCAAGUGGUCCAGCACGGUUCAGCUCGGGCAGCGCGUUCGGAGGGGCCGGAGGUAUGUCCUCCCGCAUCUCCGUGGCAAAUGUCCGGGAUCUUGCGGAUAAACUGCGUCCCCAUGUCCAGCUAAAUAACAUGACUUUAAUGUCACCCACCAGUGACAAAGAGGCCAUGAAGGGUCUAAACGACCGUCUGGCAGAUUAUUUGUCAAAAGUGCGGCUGCUGGAGGAGUCCAACAAUAAGUUGGAGCGGCAAAUCAAGGAGGAAUUAAUGAAAAAAGGCACUGCCAAUGAUAGAGACUGGAGCGCGUAUGAAAAGCAACUGGAUGAUCUUCGAAAACAGGUCAAAGAAAUGACCAUGGACAAUGCGCGGCUCCUGCUGCAGAUUGAUAAUGCCAGACUGGCUGCUGACGACUUCAAGCUCAAGUUUGAGACUGAGCAGGCAAUGCGUGUGGGUACGGAACAGGACAUCACAGGCUUACGCAAACACAUCGACGACACCCAUCUGAGUCGCAUGCAGCUCGAGAGCCAACUUGAGGCUCUGAGGGAGGAGCUUCUGUACCUGCGGAAGAACCAUGAAGAGGACGUUGCCAGUUUAAGAUCCCAGAUCAGCGAGUCCAACGUCUCAGUUGAGAUGGAAACUGCUAAAGGAGCCGACCUCAGUGAAAUCAUAAGCAACAUCCGUUUACAGUACGAAAAGGCCGCGCAGCAGAACCAAGCGGAUACAGAGGCCUGGUACCAAACAAAGUUUGAUAACAUUGCGGCUGAAGUGAGCCAGAACACAGAGGCACUGCAGGGAAGCAAGACUGAACUGAAUGACCUGCGCAGACAGAGGCAGUCGCUGGAGAUUGAGCUGCAGUCCCUGCGUAAAAUGGUUGAGGCCCUGCAGGACACAUUGGAUGAGACCGGGAAUCGCUACGCUCAGGAUGUGAACACACUGAAUAAUCGUAUCAUUCAGCUGGAGGCGGAGCUGGGGCAGGUGCGUGCUCAGGUGGAGAGGCAGGCAGCAGAUUACCAGGCCCUGCUGAACGUCAAGGUGAGACUGGAGGGUGAGAUAGCCACCUACCACAGCCUUCUGGACGACGGCAGCACACCUGAUGACAGGUAAGACGAGCGAAAAGUUAAAAAAGCCGUAAUCAUCAGUCAGGAGGUGGUGGACGGGGAAGUGGUCUCCCGGAGCGAACUGGAGGUCAACCCAGUUCAUGGUCCAGAGGAAGAGGAGGACUGGGAGGAGACGGCAGCUCCAGAGGAAAAGACUGAGGAAGACGUCGGAGGAGAGGAUGAAGAGCCUUCGCAAGACACCGCGGAGUGACUUUCCACAGCCCUCCACAUUCCUCGGCCUCCAAU
Messenger RNA from Chanos chanos (milkfish), 1361 nucleotides. Its product is annotated as keratin, type I cytoskeletal 18. NCBI's taxonomy places the organism in Eukaryota, Metazoa, Chordata, Actinopteri, Gonorynchiformes, Chanidae. The transcript is spliced from 7 exons. The record is from RefSeq and is a predicted model, not a curated record. Gene Ontology annotation, cellular component: cytoskeleton. Gene Ontology annotation, molecular function: structural molecule activity.